CUAGAACACUGAUUGAUUGAUCAUGACGUCGGGGCCAAGAUGCCACGCUUCUUUCUCGCUCUAUAAAUUUCUUCGCAGUCGACUCCCAUUUCAUCAGACAAACUCUUUCUCCAAUCAGAUUCACAACAACGUUAUCGAAAGAAAGAUAUUUCAAGAUGUCAGGUGUAAUCAAAUGCAAAGCUGCUGUUGCGUGGGAGCCCGGGAAGCCAUUGGUGAUUGAGGAGGUGGAGGUGGCGCCGCCGCAGAAGAUGGAGGUCCGGUUGAAGAUUCUCUACACCUCCCUUUGCCACACUGAUGUCUACUUCUGGGAAGCCAAGGCACAAGACUCUGUAUUUCCUCGAAUUCUCGGGCAUGAAGCAGCAGGGAUUGUGGAGAGUGUCGGAGAGGGCGUGACUGACCUGGCGCCGGGCGAUCAUGUUCUCCCUGUAUUUACCGGCGAAUGUGGAGAAUGCGCACACUGUAAAUCGGAAGAGAGCAACAUGUGUGACCUUCUGAGGAUCAACACUGAGAGGACAGUGAUGCUGCAUGACAAGCAAUCAAGGUUUUCGAUCAAUGGCAAGCCCGUGUACCAUUUUCUUGGCACGUCGACAUUCAGCGAAUACACUGUUGUACAUGCUGGAUCCGUCGCGAAAAUCAAUCCACUUGCCCCUCUGGAUAAAGUCUGUGUGCUUAGCUGUGGGAUCUCCACAGGCCUUGGAGCUACAUUGAAUGUUGCCAAACCAAAGAAGGGUUCCUCUGUGGCUAUAUUUGGACUUGGAGCAGUUGGGCUUGCAGCUGCAGAAGGAGCCAGAUUGACCGGGGCUUCGAGGAUAAUCGGCGUGGACUUGAACCCUUCAAGAUUUGAAGAAGCCAAGAAAUUUGGUGUGACUGAAUUCAUAAACCCGAAGGACUAUGAGAAGCCAGUUCAAGAGGUGAUAGCCGAGAAAACUAACGGCGGAGUGGAUCGCAGCGUCGAGUGCACCGGAAACAUCAAUGCCAUGAUCUCUGCAUUUGAGUGUGUCCAUGAUGGAUGGGGUGUGGCUGUUCUGGUGGGGGUGCCUCACAAAGAUGCAGUGUUGAAGACACAUCCCAUGAAUUUCUUGAAUGAGAGGACUCUCAAAGGGACAUUCUUUGGGAACUACAAGCCACGCUCCGAUCUACCUUCUGUUGUCGAUCUAUACAUGAAAAAGGAACUUCAAGUGGAGAAGUUUAUAACACAUCAAGUGUCCUUUAGCGAGAUCAACAAGGCCUUUGAUCUGAUGCUCAAAGGUGAAGGGCUUCGAUGCAUCAUCAGAAUGGAGGAGUGAGAGUGAGAGUGAGAGUGAGAGUGAGAACUAGAGUGAGAGACAGACUCCAAGUUAUCUAUGUAAUGGUUAUCUUCAGAGUGAAAACUUAAUAAAUCAAGAAAUUUUAUACUA
Andrographis paniculata is the source of this 1397-nucleotide messenger RNA. Its product is annotated as alcohol dehydrogenase 3-like. The record is from RefSeq and is a predicted model, not a curated record. The transcript is spliced from 10 exons. Gene Ontology annotation, molecular function: zinc ion binding; S-(hydroxymethyl)glutathione dehydrogenase [NAD(P)+] activity. Lineage: Eukaryota; Viridiplantae; Streptophyta; Magnoliopsida; Lamiales; Acanthaceae. Gene Ontology annotation, cellular component: cytosol. The coding region runs from base 156 to 1286 and encodes 376 amino acids. Gene Ontology annotation, biological process: formaldehyde catabolic process.